GGUCAGCACGGCAAACAAAUAUGGCGGUAUAUGUGAAGACGGAAUUAAUGUAUUAAUUUGACAUUGUUCAUGUAAUGCAGUAUGUCCAUUUUUAACAGAAAGUUUCAGAAUAGAUAAUUUCAUCUUUCAAGAUGGACUUGUUGGAUCUACUUAACCUGAAAAAAGAAGAUACUACUUGCUUGAAAAAACUAUUCAGUUUUGUCAACUUGUAAAGAAUAUAUAUAUAUUGGAGAAUUGUUAUAUAAAUACUGUGUUUUGGUUCAUAAUUAACAAUGUCAAGUUCUUUAUCAGAUUCAGUUCUUGAAAAGAAAUUUCAGGGAGCAACUAAUACUCAAGACAGUAUACAGACUUUGUCUUUGUGGCUGUUGCAUCAUAAAGCUCAUCAUCAGAAAAUAGUGAGUUCGUGGAUGAAAGUGUUACAGAAAGCUAAAAUAAAUCAUAGAUUGACUUUAUUCCAUUUGGCAAAUGAUGUUGUCCAAAACAGUAAAAGAAGGGGCUUUACAUCUUUUGUUAACUCCUUUGCUGAGGUUUUAAAAGAAGCUACCUUGCUUGUCAGAGAUGAACACAUCCGCCCAGCUAUUCUUCGAGUCUUUAAUAUAUGGGAGCAGAGAAAUAUAUAUAGUCCUGAAUUCAUUGCCGAUCUUAGGGCAAUUUUAGCUAAUUCAAAAGUUCCUGCCACUGCACCUUCUAAAUUGCUGGCAGAUUUUAAGCCAGAUACAGUUAUCAAAAAAAUUAGACUUGUUUCAUCAUUACAAACGGAAGUUAAUCAAAGGCUGGCAUCUAUAAACUUGAGCAAACUAAAUGCCACCAAUGCUGAGAUAGUUCAAAAUUUAAAAGAUCGAGUACAUGGGCAACAAUUUAAAAGGGACUUUGACAAAAAUGUUGCCCUUUUGGAGGAACUAGUGGAUGCAAUGACAAAGACUGUAGCAGCACAGACUGAAUUAAUUUUGUUAUUAGAACAAAGUGAGAUCUACUAUGAUACUCAAAGAGGAGAAGCUAAAGUAGUAGCUAAUGCCUACAAAAAUUUUGACAACAGAGUUAAAACCUUGCAGAAGAAAUUGGCAGAACUAGCAGCCACAUUUCCAAGUCCAGUACCAUCUCCAUCAGUUGAUGCACCAUCACCUACAACAUCGGAUCAUGAAUUGGAACUCAAUCUUCCGACUGAUAAUAGCAAUACUCCAGGUAAAGAUUUGGAUAACUUGGAUGAUGCUCCUUCUCCUGUGGGUUCUCCAGAAGGCUUAAAUCUUUCCCCUGAACCUAAGAAUGUGGAAUCGGAUUCACAACCUACUAUCCCAAAGAGUGUGGGAAAUCCUAUUCCAACCCUUUCAAAUUUUUUUGGCCAUGAGCAAAGUGGAAUGUCGUCAUGGCUAGAUGCUUUUGCAGCGAAAAAAGAUAAAACUGAUAUCCUACCUGUUAAAACUGAACCAAAGCAAAGUGAUUCUGGGAGCUUAGAUAGCAGGCUAUCUAAUUUGUUGCAGAAUAUUCCCAACCUGCCAUCUGGACUACAAAGCACUCUUUUUGGUGGUUCUACAACAGCUGAAAAUAAUACACCUCUCCGUGAAACAACUGAAUCACCAAUCACAACCAAAAAAGAUAAAGUCAGUGAAUCUCUUAACAGUGGUGCUUUGACACCAGUUAAAGAUGAAUAUAGUGGCCAGAAUACACCUCUUCAGGAUGAGGAUAUGCAUUCAAGCCAUUCAUAUUUCACCAAACUGGCUUCUAGUAACAAAACUCAGAGUCCUAAAGAUAUACUUAAGGGACUUACGAAUUUAAUUCAGUCUGCAAAUGCUGAUAAAGAAGAUUCCCAAAGAAAAGAAAAGUUUUCACCAUUUGUGUCCUCUGAACUUUAUGAUCAAUCUGGUGGUAUGUCCACAUUCAUCAAAAGCAUCAUUCCAUCGAUUUCUCAAUCUUCACAGCAUUUGUCAUCUCCAUCAAGUUAUUUCACCACAUCUCAAUCAGCACUUCCUGCAUCUGUCUCUACUCUUUCCAGUACCUUGACUACAACUGUGAAUUCAUACCAAACUACUACAUUUAAUUCCAUACCAUCAUAUUCAACUCAAUCCACUGUGGAAGAACAGCAAUUAUCUUAUAUUCCCUCACUUGUGCCUUCUACUCCAAUUGAUAAUUUUAAAUUCUCCAACAAAUCUUUUUCGGUUGACGAGUAUAAUCCUGAAUUGGAAACUUAUAACACAGAUAUGGAUCUUGAGGACCCCAUGGAAGAGGACAACAUUGAUGUUCCUUCCCCAGAAAUGGAACCUUUAUCACCUGUGCGUACUGUCUCUAUAGAAAAUGAUGUUCCUCGAGUGACCAUUCCUACUAGGAGAUUGAGCACUUUGAUAACAGUAGUGACUGAUGACACACCCUCACAGGUACUUCCAUCAGAUAAAAAUGCACAAGAAAAUGGCGCUCAAGAAUCCAUGCCCAUUUGGCCUGCAUCUGUAUCUGCACCUAUUGACAGCUCAAAUUCAAUGCUGUCAAUGGAGCCUAUGAAAGAUUCGCCCAAUGAAGAGUUCUUCAUUGGUAAACCUCCAGAAACAAAUGCCCCAUCAUAUUUCUCGACACCACCACCUCCUCCUCCAAAUGGUGAUAAUGUGAGUUAUAUUGAGCCCAUAUCCAGCACCACAGACAGUUCACUUUCAAGGAUAGAGACGGUGCAGUCCCAACGAGAAAACUUGAGUAAUAGGUGGUUUGGCAAUAGUUGGCAUAACAACAGUGUGCAGAACCUUGUGCCAUCAUCUCCAGAGGGCCAAUUCCCUGUUCAUCAUGGUCCACCACCUAGUUUUUUUAAUCAAAACAGAAACUUUUCUCGUCCAAAUUUUCAACCACGUCAGAAUUGGUCACCUAGGUUUAGGCCUAAUAGACCUGAGAUGUUUCAGCAGAAACGUCCUCAAGGAUCUUUUAACCCACGGCCUGGCCAAUAUGGAUCCUCAUCUAAUAAAAGAUUCCCUUUUAGAGGAAGGGGCAGAGGGUGGAAUCAAUCACAGUAUUAGUUUUUCAUGGUAUGACUUUUGUUAGUUAUGUUCUUUCACCACAAAAACUCAUUCAAAACGUUUUGUAGAUUAUUAACUCAUUUCACCUAGCAAACAGCGCUUCAGUGAACAUUUUUAUCGUAAUACACAGUAGUUAUUUUUUAAUGGUGUUAUGAAGUGUUUGCAAAUACAUGCCUUGAAUAAAAGUACAAUCUUUAUUUCAAAAUCUUAUUCAACAAUUGUAAAUAAAUGUUGGGGGAAAAAACUUUUCUGUAGUCUUUUUUUUUUUUUUUUCCUUCCCAUUCCAGUGUUUUUUUGUUUUUUAAUACAUUUUUUUAAAAAUACUGCUUUGUAUGAAGCAUUGCAAAUUUAUUAAAAAGUCCAUUAAGAUGUUUAAAAAGAAGAUGAGUAAGUGGAAAUAUAUCAGAAUUGUAUGUAUUAUUAAUUUUAUGCUUUGAGCAAUAAAAUUCUAUACUUGUUACAGAAUUUGUUUUUCUUUAUUUGUAUUAUGAAAUAGUCAUUUGGAAUCAUGGAAAAAAAUAUCUGUUUACUGGCAAAUAUUUGCUUUUUCAAGUAAGAUUUCUUUUGCUCUCAAAUUUAUUACAUUGAAAUAUUUAUUCUUCUUUCAAAAUUUAUUAUAUUGAAAUAUUUUUGGUUCUUUAAAAGCUUAAAUGCAUUAUAUGUAAUUAUAGGAAAAUUUAUUAUCAUUUUUGAUAAUAAGGAAUUUUUUUUGGAAUACUGAUGUUGGUGCAUUGUAAGCAUUGCAUCUUGAAAUUGAAAUAUUUUAACAAAUUUAUACUGCUCCUAAACAAUGAAUGGGUCUUUUAUGUAAACUUCAGUAACAUAUCCAUCAAUAAAUUAGGACAUAUGAUUCCUCCUCCAUUUACUUUUCUUUUCUAGGUGUUUUUUGGUGAGAUUCAUAUUUUAUCAAAAAAUAGACCGACUGUUUUUAAAUUUCUGUUUUUUAAAUUUGACCAUAGUGAUUUUAGCAUAAUUUAUUGCAUUUCUACUGACAGCUUAGUUAUAUAAAGGAAUUAACAAUAUAAAUCCUCUUAUUGGUAUCACUGAGUUGUGCAUUCCAGUUGCCAGUGUUUUAACUGUUCAGGUAUUUUAUACUCUGCGGUACUAUGUCACUUUGAAUUUGUUAAACAACAGAAUUUUUAAUCUUCCUCGAAACAAAAAGAAAAAAAUGAAAAUGGGAUACUGUUACUCAUAUUAUGACAUAAAUAUAUGCAACCAGAAAAUUUAAUUACUGUUGUAGCUAUAGCUUUUCCUAUUCAGACCCUAAAUAUCCUAAAGUUAACAGAACUAUUACUGCAUCAACUAAAUUUGAAAAGUAGAGUAUGUUUCGGCCUUUCGGAAAUAAACUAUUGCAAGUGUAAUUUUGCUAUUUUUUUAAUAUUGGUUGUAUUAUCCAGAUAAUAUUUUCUAAUGGAUUGCUAUAGAUAAUAAUAAUAAUAAUUCUAAAAAAAAUCACCAUCUAAUGCAUUAUACUUCAGAACUUUAUGGCUCUCUUGUAAAACGUUAGAAUUAUUUCUUACAAUAGUUUGUUUACCUCUGUAAUCGAGAUUUAUGGUUUAGGAUACACUCAAGAAAAGGAUAGUUUAAUGGUGAGAUGAAUGGCACAUUAAAUUGGUGGAUAAUUUAAUGCAUUUUUAUUGAAAGGAAAUAAUAAAUGUUUUAUUUUCUCAUUUAUUUAAAGGGGAGCAGAAAUUAACUGUGUGUAGUUGAACAAAUGUUUAAAUGUGAAUCUGCUUUCAAGUAAAUGCUGUGAGCUGCAUUCCAGAUAUGUACAUUUGCACAUACCCAAAUGUUUUUGAUUUUAAUUGCUGAAAUGGUCAAUUGUAUUGGAUUCAUUAAUGUAUGUAUUUAAUAAAUUAUAUGUUGUGGA
Molecule: messenger RNA, 4860 nt
Organism: Argiope bruennichi
Lineage: Eukaryota; Metazoa; Arthropoda; Arachnida; Araneae; Araneidae
Product: regulation of nuclear pre-mRNA domain-containing protein 2-like
Exons: 10
Coding region: 273-2990 (905 amino acids)
Biological process (GO): mRNA 3'-end processing
Cellular component (GO): RNA polymerase II, holoenzyme
Molecular function (GO): RNA polymerase II complex binding
Source: RefSeq, a predicted model, not a curated record